AUGGUGUUGUACCUCGAUUAUGUGACGCUUGAUGUCUUCACUUCAAGCGCUUUCAAGGGGAAUCCAUUGGCCGUGGUUUUUCUUCCGAGGCUUAGUUCGGAACGCGUUACCCGAGACCAGAUGCAGGCCAUUGCUCGAGAAUUCAAUUUUUCGGAGACCAUAUUUGUCUACCCGGUCUCCCCGAUGACUCCUUCAAAGCGCAGAAUCGAUAUCUUUAUGACCACAAAGGAGCUUCCUUUCGCUGGCCAUCCGACCAUUGGUGCCGCAUCAUGGCUCCUUCGUUUAUCGCCAUGCCGAGAAGAACAGGCUGAAUUGAAAGCCCUUACAACUAAAGCUGGUGAUAUUCCAAUCUCACAAAUGGCGGCAUCGUCACUUGUUUCGGCCUCCAUUCCGCAUGAAUUCCACCUUCAUAAGACGCGAUUUCCCUUGUCGGAGCUUCUGCGACUACAUCCCACCCUCGGCCAGUUUCUGCAGACCAAUGAAUUUGAAAAAGACAGUUUCCCUGUUUUCUCCGUCGUCAAGGGUAUGACUGUGAUUCCUGUUGAGCUUCCGAGCAUCAACGCUUUAGGCGCUAUAGACAUGCCCACUGGCGGUGAAACGAUCAAGACUCUUUCAGCCCUGAAUGGAGGUUACCUCGAUGCUGGCUGGGAUGGCGAAGGGCUCAUCAAUCUUUACUUCUAUGUUCGUGAUGUGCCUGACGGUGGAAAGACAGUGCUUCGUACACGUAUGCUUCUGGGGAAUUUUGAAGAUCCGGCCACUGGCAGCUCUGCCACUGGUCUAGCGGCAUACCUCUCUUUAUUCAGCCAACAGCCUGCAGACAAUUUGGUGUUUGACUAUGAGAUUGUGCAAGGAGUUGAGAUGGGACGCAAGAGUAAUAUUGGUGUUCAUGUUGUGCUUUGUCGCGAUAAAAAGGGGAUCGAAGAGGUGAAACUCAUUGGAGGAGCUGUCCAGGUAUUCUCGGGCCAAAUUCGAUUGGAUUGA
Messenger RNA from Penicillium antarcticum, 981 nucleotides. RefSeq names its product PhzF family phenazine biosynthesis protein. Gene Ontology annotation, cellular component: cytoplasm. Gene Ontology annotation, biological process: biosynthetic process. The record is from RefSeq and is a predicted model, not a curated record. Bases 1 to 981 code for a protein of 326 amino acids. Gene Ontology annotation, molecular function: isomerase activity. Lineage: Eukaryota; Fungi; Ascomycota; Eurotiomycetes; Eurotiales; Aspergillaceae. The transcript has a single exon.